Molecule: messenger RNA, 872 nt
Organism: Uloborus diversus
Lineage: Eukaryota; Metazoa; Arthropoda; Arachnida; Araneae; Uloboridae
Exons: 2
Coding region: 121-747 (208 amino acids)
Source: RefSeq, a predicted model, not a curated record
AAAAAAAUUGGUGAACUCUUUUGUUGUAGCGUAUGCAUAGCCAUUGAGCGCCGUGACACGGUUUACAUUUCUGUUGUGCGCGCAUCAUUUGAGACUCUCGACCAGCAGUAAGGCGGGAAGAUGGACGUCUUCGUAAAAAGUUUGUUGGAAGAUUGGAAUCUAAGCGAAUUUGCCUCAAAUUUUGAAAAUGAAGGUAUCGAUGAAUACAGUUUCCCGCUGCUUGAUGAAGAAACGAUCCGAUUGUUGAUUCCAAAAGCAGGGCCUCGAUUAAAAUUUCUAAAACUUUUCAGAACAACUCAUACUGCAGAAAAUAAGCCAGAUGAAAUUGGCAGUGAAAAAUGUGACUCGAAAACAGAAGAGAAAAGUAAGGGAGCGCAAGAAGACGGAAACUUAGUCAAAAGUUCUGAAGCAGAAGAAGUUAAAAACUUAGGGAAAACUACUUCAACAGAGGAACUUAUUUUAAAGAAAAUUAGAAUAAAAGAACUGCUCGAAAGAAAAUUACCGGAAAUUUAUUUGAAGCUGGUAGCCGGAGUACCUGGUAGCAUAAACAUAACUGCCAAGUACAAAAUAAAUCGAGCUGUGGUGGAUGCCUAUAUCUCAAAUUUCGAUAGUCAACCUACAACACAAACGAAACUACUGCUGGCAAAAAAGAUCGUCGAAUGCUUUCCUGUCUUGAAAGGGUUAGAUGGGGAAGGGCAUGUAAGUAAACAUUCCUUAGUCAUUAAACAUGUUUUUCUAUUUGCAUGAAAUUGUGUUCCAUUCGCAAAAUUUUUUUAAAAAGUUUUUAAAGCAUGUAUUCAAUUACAUGUCUUCUUUUUUGUCAACACUGUUUACUUUUGUCAAUUUUUCUUCAUGAUGUCCUUUGUGCCAAU